AUCAAGUGUUUCAGCAUCCGCGGAAAUGAGGCUACCAGUUGUCUCAACACUACUUCUCGCGGCCGGGUUUACCUCUCUUGCAGGUUCUACAGAUUCCACGCCAUCAUCACCAGAUGGCAGCGUUGAUUCGGUUUAUAUUGGAAACAAAGAUGAUGCGGCACAAGAUCCAUUGAAAAUAGGCUCCAUGGGUGCUAGCGAGUCGCCCAGGCAUAGGCAUGAGAAAGUACAUCUUAUGAAGAGAAUGAAUCGCAAGACUGGGAAAUGGAAUACGGUGCAUCCACGGUAUCGACUCCUUGAAGCGCUUUAUGGAUUUACGAAGUACCGGGAACGUAACAUGGCGGAGUUGGAUAGGUGGCGGUCGAUGUAUGGGAAUGUUGGGAAGUCGCAGAAGAAAGUAUUGGAGAAAGCUGCGAACUACACGAAGAAGCUUAAAGACAUUGAAGAGCUGAUCUAUGCCAAUGAGGUUCUCUGCAAAGCCAUUAUUGCAAACGCAAUGACAUUCUACGGAAUCGAACAGAAGGAACUUGAUGCACACAUUAAAGAAGCCGAGACUGCAGGCCGUGUAGCCGAUCGCGUCUCGCCCUCCCAGACGCUCAAGCACUUCGUCCGUGACUGGGCAGACGAAGGCUCUAAAGAGCGCGCCGACGCGUUCCCCUGCAUCCUCAGCACCCUUAACCACCUGCAAGCCUCCACCUCUGCUCCCGCACCCCUCAAGAUCCUGCUCCCCGGCUCCGGCGUCGGCCGUCUCGGUACCGAAAUCGCGAACCUGGGUGCCUUUGAGGUCACGCUGAACGAGUGGAGCAUGUACAUGAACAUCGGCUACCGAUUCCUGUUCGCUCCCGGCGUCUCUACCUCGACGCCGGCCAGCAUGCAUCCGUUCAUCGACGGGUUGAGUCACCACGCAACAACGGCGGAUCUGCUGCGCGCCGUGCAGUUUCCGAAUGUCAAGCCCAGCGAGGAUGUGCUGCUGGUUGAAGGCGAUUUCAACACAGCGUUCAAUGGUCAGAACGGACACUACGACAUCAUUGUUACGCACUUCUUCAUUGACACUGCGAGGAAUCUUAUGAGCUACUUUGAUACAAUCCACAGACUGCUCAAGCCAGGCGGCAAGUGGAUGAACCUCGGGCCGCUGCUGUAUGGAACGGGGCCGUUCGUGCAGCUCAGCUUGGACGAGAUUGUUGCUGUGGUCGAGGAGAUGGGGUUUGAGUUUGAGGAUGUGGGGGAUGAGUGUGGUGCGUUGACAUUUGAAGACAAGAAGGUUAGAUGGACGGAGGCGGAAUAUGGGUUCAAUGGGAAGGCGUUGACGAGAAAUGCGUACAAGGCGCAGGUGUGGGUCGCACGGAAGAUUUAAGAGGACUGCGCCUGUUGUUCCAAAACUAUUUAGGGGUACGGCAUGCAUCGCCUAAAAGGUGUAGACCUAAAAUUGAGCCAUCGUUUAAUGCGCC
This is a messenger RNA of Boeremia exigua, 1445 nucleotides long. Its product is annotated as N2227-like protein-domain-containing protein. Gene Ontology annotation, molecular function: S-adenosylmethionine-dependent methyltransferase activity. The transcript has 2 exons. NCBI's taxonomy places the organism in Eukaryota, Fungi, Ascomycota, Dothideomycetes, Pleosporales, Didymellaceae. The record is from RefSeq and is a predicted model, not a curated record. The coding region runs from base 26 to 1351 and encodes 441 amino acids.